GGCCAUCGCAGUUGGCCUGCGGUUGAAGUUGAAAAUCGAAAAGUGUCGACGGCACACCGCCGCAAUCUGGAAUUCCCCCGAGGGCAGUGAUGAGCGAUAAAUCGAAUGGCCACGGCAGAGGGGGUGCAGCGGCGGAAGGGCAGGACAGGAAGGGACGCACAACGUCCGAGUCGUCGGCGGAAACAUCCGCGGCCAGUACGGGUCGCCUCGGGCAGAACGACAGCGUACAGCAGCAGUUUACGCGGUUCGCCGAUUAUUUCGUAAUCUGCGGACUGGACCUGGACUCCGGACUCGAGCCCGACUUGUUUGCCGGUGACGGUCUGAGCUGCUCGCCGCUGGACAGUGCUUACAAGAGCAAACCCCUCGCCCACUACCCGGAGUACGUGACGUGGAAUCCGUUCGAUGCGCACGGCAUCUGCAUGCUGUCGUUGCCGCAGGGGCUCCGCUUUCGCACCCAGAAGCACAACAUCGAGCCGCGGUUCCACGCGUUCGCGACGACCCGCGAAGACGGCAAGCGGUGCUACGGGUUCAGCCUGGUGUUCUACGAGGAGGUGCGCAACCGGCAGAUCUGCAGCGCCAUGCACACGCUCCAGUCGAUGUUCAUCACGGAGAUGUCGAGCACGCAGCAGCCACCGCCCGGGACGCUGCGGCGGGUGAAGGAGAGCCCCGUCAGCCGGUCGCUGCCGAGACACUUCAAGAUCGCCGCCCAAGCGCCGGCGUCCGCGCUCAGCUACUACGACAUUGCCAAGGAUAAGCUGUACGUGGCCAAGAGCUUGUCGCUCGUCUGCCAGGUGCCGUACGCGCACGUGGCCGAGCUGUUUCUGCAGAAUCUCUACCGCUGUCUUCCCCGGCAUCCCGGUGCGCGGCUCAGCCUGGAAAGCUACGUGUACAACAUUCUGUACGAAGUGUCCACUCCGGCGCCCGGCAAAUCGAUCCGCAUCUACAUACCUCCGGAGGAGCCGCACCUGCCGCCGAUCGCCACCAUCCUGCAGCGGCCGGCCCUGAAAGACGAGCUGCCGUUUAUGGACUUCCCGCUGCGGCUGCUCUUCACCUACCUCGGCGUCGAGUGCGUCAUCCAGCUGUUUACGUGCGUGCUGCUCGAAAGCCAGGUGCUGCUCCGCUCGACCGACUACCAGAAGCUGACGAUCGUGGCCGAGUGCAUCACCUCGCUGCUGUUCCCCUUCCAGUGGCCACACGUGUACGCGCCCAUCCUGCCCGCCUCGCUGCACCACUUCCUGGAUGCGCCAGUCCCGUUCGUGAUGGGCCUACACGCGGACUGCGACAGCACGGUACGGAUCGGUAGCGAGGCGAACCUGUGCUACGUGGACAUUGACAAAAAGUCGGUCCAGUUGCCCGAGGAGCUACCGUCGUUCCCGCACCGGCACGAUUUCAUCUCGGAAAUCACGGCGCUGCUGGACAAGUACCAGGUGCCGCGGGACCGCUCGCUCGAUCCGCCCAGCAUACUCAGCCCAAAGAAUCUCCUCAAGGACCAUGACAUGAUGACGACCAGCUGCACGCUGCCCUCCGGGAUGCACAUCGUGCGCCGGAAGCACUCGCUGCACGAUCUGCUCGACUGGGACCGGCCCAGCUCGCCCGAUCUGCCACUGCCACCGACGGCGGCCGUACCGGCGCGCCCGGAUGUUCGCCAACGGAUCGUCGAUAUCGUGCGCCGGAGCGGUGGCGACGAGGUGGACAGCAGUGGCGGCCCCAACGAGGUGAUGCCGAGCGCGAAGCAGAAGCAACCGCUCAGCACGCUCGAGCAGUACUACGAAGACCUGAGACUGAACAAUGCACUGCGCGAAAUCUUCCUCAACCGGUUCGUGCAGAUGUUUGCCGCGUACGAGCACUUUGUAAUACUGCCCAAUCAGAGCAAAGACGAGUGGCUGACGAACCGCGAAUCGCUGCACAACUUCGACAAGGCGUCGUUCCUGUCGGACCAACCGCAGCACCAUCGACCGUUUCUGUCGCGCUUCCUGGAGAGCCAGAUGUUUGCCACGCUGAUCGACAACAAAAUCAUGCUGUCAUGGUGCGACGACACUCAGAACGGAUCGUCGUCCGGCCAUCUGCUCGACUGCCUGAACGGCGACACGGAGUACAGCUUGCGGCUGUUCGAUUCGAGGAUAAAAAUUCUCCGCAAACGCUACGGUGGUGAAAGUAUGAUCCGCACCGCGAACUACGAACCGUGUAUUCUGGCCCGGGAAACGCAAAAACUGCUCGACAAACGGCUGCUGGCGGUCGACAUGGAGGUGGCACCCCCGAGCGAGAUCCUCGACAAGCGGGCACCCUACUAUCGGAGCUUUCCGCUGCUGGAAAAGUCCGUCCUCAACCAAGAAUGUGUCUCGAGAGGCAACAGUUUGCGAAGGGUCAAAAAUGGCAGCACAAAGUGGAAGGUGAAGGAAAUCUCAUUGGACACUACGGGCAACACGGCCGCUACCGGUGCGGUGCCCACUUCCGCCUUCACGAAGGACACGGACGGCAACAAGUCGAACCGGAACUCGGCCAACCUGUCUGGGGCGGACAUAAGUCCGGCCUUGCUGGCGCAGGCCAACUGGACGUUCGUGGAGAAGCUUCUCAAGGACAUUAAGAGCAAAACGAAGCGGAUGCUGCUGGAAAAGAUGGGCACGGAAGCGAUCGAGCUUGGGCUGAGCGGCGAAACGUCCGUAACCGGAGUGGAGGAGAACACGAUGAUUGCCUCACUGUGCGAUCUGCUCGAGAAGGUUUGGUCGCACGGGUUGAUCAACAAGCAAAGCAAAUCGGCCCUGUGGACGCAUCUGGCCGCGUACCUUGAGAUCAAGGAUUGCCAGAAUCCGGGCCGGCAUCAGAUGGAGAACAGCUACCUGACGCCAGCCUUAGCGUGGACGGUCAUGAGGAAGCGGAUGGAUUGCAAGGCACGCAGCUACUCCGAGAUUCGGUAUCACACGCUACAGAGCCCGGCAGGCCCGGAUGUUGGUGGUGUUGGCACGCCUGGUCGCUUUAAGAAGUACCACACGACGAUUGCGCACAAGAUUCGUCGACUGCACUCGGAUCGGGCGGGUCGGCCGUCCGCGCCUGCGUCACCCGGCGGCGGCAGCAGCAGCAGCAUCUUCGUGGCAGGAGAAGCGGUAGUGCCGCCAUCCCCCCCGCCGGCCAAGCGAGGGUCGGCCGGUCGCUUUACUAACCUGUCCGAUGUCGUGGCUUCUUUUGUCGCUAUGCGCCACGGUACGGUAGCUAAUCUGUUUUCCACACGCAGCCACUGCGAUCUAUCAUCGUUGGCCAUCGAACCGCAGCUUCCGCCACCGUCGCCGACGAGGGGCCGCUCGAAAUCGCGUGACCGCAAGAGUCUCGGACCGGAACAGCUUCGACCGCUUCCCGAAUCGCUCGAGUUUGAUAUUCGUAACAUUCUGACGAUGACGGAUAUUAAAACACACAUCGGGUACGCCCGUGCCUGGGUACGGUUGGCGCUGGAGAAAAAGGUGCUGUCGCGCCAUCUGCGAACCCUGCUCUCCGACGCUGCCCUGCUGCGGCAGCUGUACAAACGGUCCGCCUUCGUGCGCUGCGACGACGAAGUGGAGCAGUUCCUGUACCAUUUGCUCACGCUGAACGCGGUCGACUACUUCUGCUUCACCAACACCUACCCGACGACGAAGCUACCGUAUCGGGUGGUCGUUUUCCCGUCGAAAAAGUCGAGCGCCGCCACGACGUCCGCCAACGUUUGGAUCGCCAUUUCCGGCAGUCUCGGCGAAACGCAAAUCAUCAACGUGCCCCGCCACUCGCUGGAGUUUGUGUUUCACCACAAAACUCUUGGUAUACUGACGUCACUGAGAGUGGGGCACGACGAUACCGGCAUGUCCUCCAAAUGGCUAGUGGAGCAUGUGGUCGUGAGGAAUGAAGUGACCGGGCACACGUACAAGUUUCCGUGCGGACGCUGGCUUGGUCGGGGCAUCGACGAUGGAUCGAUCGAGCGGCUACUGAUCGGGCAGCUUGUACCGCGGACGGUCGACAGCGAGGAGCUGGUGGAAGCGUGCAGGACACCGCCCCGGACCCGCAGCCCGAGCAUCCAGCGGCCCGAGGUACGCCCGUCCGACAUUCAGCACAUGCUCGGUAACUGUGUGAACGCCAUCGUCAAGUGGCACUACCGGCCCAGCCGGGAUCGGGACGCCAGCUCGCUAGCGAACCUGCUGUGCGGUGAGAACGGGCUGGUGAAGUGCCUCGAGCAGGCGUUCCUGUGCGGGUUCCGCUCGUCCCGUCUCUUCGGGCGCAACCUUUACCUGUGGGAUUACUUCGUGCGGGUGAAGGAACAGUUCGAGAUCUGCCUGGUGGAGGAAUCGGUGGAAACGGUACGCGGUGGCGGUGGUGCUGGCGGGGCCUCGACCAGUGGCUCCCCACCGACGAGCGGUUCGAGCCCGGAAUCACCACCGCAACCGUCGACCGGUGUUGGGGCAGCGCUUUGCGGUGUUUCCUCGCUGUCGCCCGUGGCACGGCAGGAACUGUCCGCCGUCUGGCACUGCUACUGCCAUCUGAUGGACGAAAUCAACAACGUCAAGCAAACACUCGGCAAAGAUGGUCGCUUCCAGUUGUUUAUCUGUUUGAGUUUGAGGGAACAUUUGCUCCACCGGAUGCUGGUCCCGAUGGCGUACACGCGCGUGACGGCGGAAAUGUACGAGGAGCAGAGCUUCAUGCGCAAGAAGGGACUGCUGACGUUUUUGCGCCAAAUUUUGGAACCGCUCGACGAGUUUCAUAUAGUGCUGGAAAACUCCAUCACACAGGGUAUCGGAUCGCACUGCUAGGAUGGGUCGGUUCACUGUUGGCCACGUUGGUCGACGAGUUCGAGACUGAACGAAACCAAAAUACUCUCGGGAACUGCAGAUUGCAACAGCGGGAAACGCAGCAGGCAAACGACGCCGAGCGACAGGUGAGGGGUGCGUGGAGCUAGUUUUCCGGGUCGCGUUUGGAUAAGUUACUUUAGUUUCGGUGCGUUUUUAUACAUUUUACGGGUCGCUGUUUGAUCAAUUUACUGUGGACCUUAAGGGUGAACGGACUCGUGAACGGGGAACUCAAAGUGGAACCCGAACUCACUCGCUAGUUAACGUAAGAAGUACUCGGACGCAAGAGAUUCCCAUCAUACCUACAAAUCAUCAAAACACAGGAACUGCCUCUGCAAGAUUAGGCGUAGUUUAUUUUUUAUAGAAUUUGUGCCCAUUUAUAAUUUUAUAACAGAAAACACACUAAAGUGGUUUAGUUUUAGCGGCUGAGACAUCGGUUUCGCCUCCCAAAAGGCACCAGUUACAAGCGCUCAGUUACUAUAUUUUUAAUCUAUUUUUAAUAAUUCACUUCCUGAAGCUAAGCUAUUCAGGCGGACUGAAACGCGAGCGGAGAUUAUUCCGAACGCCGAACGGCAUAGCUCGAUCCUAAUUCAGCAACAGUGGCCAAAGACUAUAUAGAGUGGCGAAGACUAUUGAGCAGCAAAAGGGUUUGCGCUGGUGCUGCUUCUUGUUGCGUAUAAAGCUUGCGCAGCUCCUUCGACAGCCGCCCGCCUGAUGAAGAAUGUAAACUGCACGAAGAUUAUAAGGUUUAUGCCGUGGAGUUGCACUGGAUGGCCGUUAUUUUGAUCGGAUAUCUUGCCAACAUUUAAUUGUAUGAUAAGGUUUUUUUGUCUGUCUUUUGUUAGGUCUUCCAAUAUUGUUUGCGUUUUGUUUUGUUUUAGCAAACAAUGUGUUACUAUUUUUGUUGCUUGUUAAGUACUCAGCACGAAGCACACGCAUCACUGGGCCAAAGCGGCGUGCAAAGAGGCGACACAGAACCAAUAGUCGUCGAUGAUAAACUGUGCCAAAAACAAACCGUUAACUGUUCGUAAUAUAUAGACACUAAUAUGGAGCGAGCGCGCAAGGUAGAGCUCGUUUCAGCCGUACGAAAUCUCAGAAUUCUAUGUAAAUGGUGUGUGAUAUCGCGAAAUGGGACGAAAUCCGAAGCGAUCUAACGAUCUGAUGGUAUCCGCCGCGGACGGAAAUAUAUUGCAGGGCUGAGCGCAUAUUGGCGUAUAUUUUUGUGCAACGAUCAAUGCGAGGCCUCUGACGGCAACGUCUAUUAAAACGCAUCCGUGAUUGAACCCCUUUCUCAUUCGUCCAGCAUAUGCGUACAUGCACGUACUCUGUUCUCUCUAUUUUAGUUACCUUCCACGAAACUUUACUGAACAAUCUUUAUGUAACCUCUCCGGUGCUGUGUGCUAACCCAGCAUUCGAUAUUAGUCAAUCGAUCGUACAUAUUGAUACCGCGUUAGUAGUGACUAGAGACUAGAGUGUGCUAUCUUUCCCCGUGUCUUGUCGCCGAGGUGAGCAUCAAAUGUAA
Anopheles cruzii is the source of this 6324-nucleotide messenger RNA. RefSeq names its product DENN domain-containing protein 5A (gene pns). The coding region runs from base 90 to 4766 and encodes 1558 amino acids. Gene Ontology annotation, molecular function: guanyl-nucleotide exchange factor activity; small GTPase binding. Lineage: Eukaryota; Metazoa; Arthropoda; Insecta; Diptera; Culicidae. The transcript is spliced from 14 exons. The record is from RefSeq and is a predicted model, not a curated record.